AUGCUUAUCCGCCUUUCUACUGCUUUCAUUGUGCUCCUUGGCCUGACGACCAUUGUCAGCGCUGGAGCGCCGCUGCCUCGUUACAGUGUUAAGCCCGACGACACUGAAAGGACGACGCCCAUUCCUCGUUACACUGUUAAGCGCGACGACACUGAAAGGACGACGCCCGUUCCUCGUCGCACUGAACGUUAA
Messenger RNA from Suillus plorans, 192 nucleotides. RefSeq lists its product as uncharacterized. The transcript has 4 exons. Lineage: Eukaryota; Fungi; Basidiomycota; Agaricomycetes; Boletales; Suillaceae. The record is from RefSeq and is a predicted model, not a curated record. Bases 1 to 192 code for a protein of 63 amino acids.